Acaulospora colombiana is the source of this 1989-nucleotide messenger RNA. Lineage: Eukaryota; Fungi; Glomeromycota; Glomeromycetes; Diversisporales; Acaulosporaceae. The record is from the annotation of a GenBank genome assembly.
AUGAUAAAGAUUAAAUUUGCAUUUUUAACUUGGGUCUUGUUAACCCUCGCCUCCGUUGCCACCUCGCAUAAUUCACCUGGCCAUCGACGAAACUUUGGCCCUAAGCUUUACCAUCGCAAAUAUGAAGCACCUUCAAUAAUUAAUAACGGAGCUCUAUCAGACUUUAGCACCGCCGAUCCCAAAGAAAUUGCGAUAAAUUUUGUUUUAACGAAAUUACAUCCCACAUCUGACUUCGUUAUCAAAAAUUGUUACGAAUCAGAACAUAACGGUGUCACUCACGUUUACUUUAAACAGGUCAUCAAUGGUUUGUUCGUGUCUAAUGGUGAUUUAAAUGUUAAUGUUGACCAGUUUGGCAGAGUCAUAUCAUAUGGUGACUCGUUCGCAGUUCCAAAAACAACCAUCCAUGAACAAAAAUCGCGUCCUAGUUUUGAUAACGCCAUCGACGGUUCUCAACAUCUACUCGGUACUUCAAUGCCUGUUGAUCACGUGCAUAAUGUAGAGUCACGCCCAAUGUAUUAUCAUAUUAAAGGUGACGUCGGGGACAUCAUCCCUCCUAAAAGAGCAUUAGAAUAUUUUACACGAUUCAUCGGUGAAGAAAUAGCGCAUAUGGAGAAUAUAGAAUAUAUCGAAAAUGACAAUGUCAUUUCAUUUUCGAACGUACCAUUUGCACUUUCCGAUGUGAAAAUGAGUCAGUCCUAUAUUCAAACGGAUGAUAGAUCUCUACGAAGAGUUUGGGAUAUUCAAGUUGAGAUGGAAGAUAAUUUGUAUAAUGCUCAUUUAGAUGCAUAUACCGGAAAAGUUAUUUCUCUUAUCGAUUGGGUAUCCGAUGCUGCAUACAACGUAUUUCCUUUCGGUACCAAUGACCCGUCGGACGGCGAUAGGGAAUUAAUCGAAGAUCCUCAUGAUGUUAUAGCUUCUCCUGAUGGUUGGCAUACUCAGGGUGAAGAGAAUUUUACAAAUACCAUUGGUAAUAACGUUUACGCUCAGGAAAAUAUAGGAGGGACCCCUGAAUGGAAAAACAAUAAUCGCCCUAAUAGUGACGAAUCAUUGGUCUUUAAUUUCUCAUUGAACAUGUCUCAACCCCCCAAAACUUAUCUCAAUUCCUCUGUCACCAAUUUAUUUUAUUGGACUAACAUGAUUCAUGAUCUAUUCUAUCGGUAUGGGUUUAACGAAGUGGCUGGAAACUUUCAGCAGACAAAUCGUGGUAAAGGCGGAAAAGAUAAAGAUGCUGUAAUUGCUAACGCACAGGAUGGUUCGGGACUUAAUAAUGCUAAUUUUGCGACGCCUCCCGAUGGUCAACACGGUAAAAUGCGUAUGUACGUAUGGAAUGUUACCAAUCCUUGGCGUGAUGGAGAUUUGGAAUCUGGUAUUAUUAUCCAUGAAUAUGCCCAUGGUAUUUCUACAAGAUUAACUGGCGGACCAGAAAACAGUAAUUGCCUUGGAUGGGACGAGGCUGGUGGAAUGGGCGAAGGUUGGGGAGAUUUCUUUGCCACUAUACAACGUAUGAAUUCAACAUUUAACCGCACAAAGGAUUUUAGCAUGGGAGAGUGGGCAAACGGUGUUGGGAUAAGAAAAUAUUUGUAUUCAACUUCUCUGGAGGUCAAUCCCUCAACCUAUUCGUACUUGAACAAGCCGGGUUACUGGGGUGUUCAUGCUAUAGGAGAAGUCUGGGCUGAGAUAUUAUAUGAAGUGUAUUGGAAUCUCGUGGAUAAACAUGGAUUCACCCCGAACUGGUUUCCACCGACCGACAAUCACCCAGCUUCCUUGGCCAAAUGGUACUCGCAUAAACUUUCCCCCGGGAAACUUAAAAGACCAAAACAUGGCAACACCCUCAUUCUGCAAUUUGUGGUGGAUGGAAUGAAGUUGCAACCAUGCAGACCAACGUUCAUUAAUGCCAGGGAUGCGAUCCUACAAGCGGAUGAAAUAUUAACGAGCGGUGAUAAUUUCUGUGAAAUUUGGAGAGGAUUUGCCAAGAGAGGGCUUGCCUAA